AUGAUUCCCAAUGGAUAUUUAAUGUUUGAAGACGAAAACUUUAUUGAGUCUUCUGUUGCCAAAUUAAAUGCCCUGAGGAAAAGUGGCCAGUUCUGUGAUGUUCGACUCCAGGUCUGUGGCCAUGAGAUGUUAGCACACAGAGCAGUUCUGGCUUGCUGCAGUCCCUACUUAUUUGAAAUCUUUAAUAGUGAUAGUGAUCCUCAUGGAAUUUCUCAUGUUAAAUUUGAUGAUCUCAAUCCAGAAGCUGUUGAAGUCUUACUGAAUUAUGCCUACACUGCUCAGUUGAAAGCCGAUAAGGAAUUAGUGAAAGAUGUUUAUUCUGCAGCAAAAAAGCUGAAGAUGGACCGAGUAAAGCAGGUUUGUGGUGAUUAUUUGCUAUCUAGAAUGGAUGUUACCAGCUGCAUCUCUUACCGAAAUUUUGCAAGUUGUAUGGGAGACACCCGUUUGUUGAAUAAAGUUGAUGCCUAUAUUCAGGAGCAUCUGUUACAAAUUUCAGAAGAGGAAGAGUUUCUUAAACUUCCACGGCUAAAGUUGGAGGUAAUGCUUGAAGAUAAUGUUUGCUUGCCCAGCAAUGGCAAAUUGUAUACAAAGGUAAUCAACUGGGUGCAGCGUAGCAUCUGGGAGAAUGGAGACAGUCUGGAAGAGCUGAUGGAAGAGGUUCAAACCUUGUACUACUCAGCUGAUCACAAGCUGCUUGAUGGGAACCUACUAGAUGGACAGGCUGAGGUGUUUGGCAGUGAUGAUGACCACAUUCAGUUUGUGCAGAAAAAGCCACCACGUGAGAAUGGCCAUAAGCCGAUAAGUAGCAGUUCCACUGGAUGUCUCUCUUCUCCAAAUGCUACAGUACAAAGCCCUAAGCAUGAAUGGAAAAUCGUUGCUUCGGAAAAGACUUCAAAUAACACUUACUUGUGCCUGGCUGUGCUGGAUGGUAUAUUCUGUGUAAUUUUCCUUCACGGGCGAAACAGCCCACAGAGCUCACCAACAAGUACUCCAAAACUAAUUAAAAGUUUAAGCUUUGAGAUGCAACCAGAUGAGCUGAUAGAGAAGCCCAUGUCUCCCAUGCAGUAUGCGCGGUCUGGUCUGGGGACAGCAGAGAUGAAUGGCAAGCUCAUAGCAGCAGGUGGCUAUAACAGAGAGGAAUGUCUUCGAACAGUUGAAUGCUAUGAUCCACGUACAGAUCACUGGUCCUUUCUUGCUCCCAUGAGAACACCAAGAGCUCGAUUUCAGAUGGCUGUACUCAUGGGCCAGCUCUAUGUGGUAGGUGGAUCGAAUGGCCAUUCGGAUGACCUGAGUUGUGGAGAGAUGUAUGAUCCAAACAUAGAUGACUGGAUUCCUGUUCCAGAAUUGAGAACUAACCGUUGUAACGCAGGAGUAUGCGCUCUGAAUGGGAAAUUAUACAUUGUUGGUGGCUCUGAUCCAUAUGGUCAAAAAGGACUGAAAAACUGUGAUGUAUUUGAUCCUAUAACAAAGUCAUGGACAAGCUGUGCUCCUCUUAACAUUCGUAGACACCAGUCUGCAGUCUGUGAGCUUGGUGGUUUUUUGUACAUAAUCGGAGGUGCAGAGUCUUGGAAUUGUCUGAACACAGUAGAACGUUACAAUCCUGAAAAUAACACCUGGACCUUAAUUGCACCCAUGAACGUGGCAAGGCGAGGAGCUGGUGUAGCUGUUCUUGAUGGAAAAUUGUUUGUAGGUGGUGGCUUUGAUGGUUCUCAUGCCAUCAGUUGUGUGGAGAUGUAUGACCCAACUAGAAAUGAAUGGAAGAUGAUGGGAAACAUGACUUCACCAAGGAGCAACGCUGGGAUUACAACUGUAGGGAACACCAUUUAUGCAGUGGGAGGCUUUGAUGGCAAUGAAUUUCUGAAUACGGUGGAAGUCUAUAACUUUGAGUCAAAUGAGUGGAGCCCCUAUACAAAGAUUUUCCAGUUUUAACAAACUAACAGGCUUAGUGAUGUAAUUGUGUUUAGUAGAGGUACACUUGUGAAUAAGGAGGGUGGGUGGGUAUAGAUGUUGCUAACAGCAACACAAAGCUUUUGCAUAUUGCAUAUUA
Messenger RNA from Puma concolor (puma), 2047 nucleotides. It is a transcript of the gene IVNS1ABP, whose product is annotated as influenza virus NS1A binding protein. Gene Ontology annotation, molecular function: protein binding. The record is from RefSeq and is a predicted model, not a curated record. Lineage: Eukaryota; Metazoa; Chordata; Mammalia; Carnivora; Felidae.